Molecule: messenger RNA, 1956 nt
Organism: Arvicanthis niloticus (Nile rat)
Lineage: Eukaryota; Metazoa; Chordata; Mammalia; Rodentia; Muridae
Gene: Krt8
Product: keratin 8
Cellular component (GO): keratin filament
Source: RefSeq, a predicted model, not a curated record
CGGGUGGGAGCAGCUCUCUACUGCCCUCACCUGAGUCCUGUCUGGAGGUUGUAGAUGUUGGGUUAGGCCCUGCCCUCUAGUGUCUAGCCACUCAGGUAAGAGGCCCUUUUCCCUCCCCUGGGGCAGGGCUCUUCCUUUAUAAAGGGCCUUUGCUGGGCGCUGUCCCACCGUCUAGAAGCAGCUGCUCAGCUCGCUCUCGAACCUCCGUCUUGAGCUCACUGCCUUCACUCCCAACUUCACCAUGUCCAUCAGGGUGACUCAGAAAUCCUACAAGAUGUCCACCUCCGGUCCCCGGACCUUCAGCAGCCGCUCGUUCACGAGUGGACCCGGUGCCCGCAUCAGCUCUUCCAGCUUUUCCCGGGUGGGCAGCAGCAGCAGCAGCUUCCGGGGAGGCCUGGGUACCGGCGUGGGCCUGGGUGGCUUUGGCGGAGCUGGUGUCGGGGGCAUCACAGCGGUCACGGUGAACCAGAGCCUGCUGAGCCCCUUGAAACUGGAGGUGGACCCCACCAUCCAGGCUGUGCGCACUCAGGAGAAGGAGCAGAUUAAAUCCCUGAAUAACAAGUUCGCCUCCUUCAUUGACAAGGUGCGCUUCCUGGAGCAGCAGAACAAGAUGCUGGAGACCAAGUGGAGCCUGUUGCAGCAGCAGAAGACAUCGAGGAGCAACAUGGACAACAUGUUUGAGAGCUACAUCAACAACCUUCGCAGGCAGCUGGAAGCCCUGGGCCAGGAGAAGCUGAAGCUGGAGGCGGAGCUCGGCAACAUGCAGGGUCUGGUGGAGGACUUCAAGAACAAGUAUGAGGAUGAGAUCAACAAGCGUACAGAGAUGGAGAAUGAUUUUGUCCUCAUCAAGAAGGAUGUGGAUGAAGCAUACAUGAACAAGGUGGAACUCGAGUCCCGCCUGGAAGGACUGACUGACGAGAUCAACUUCCUCCGACAGAUCCAUGAAGAGGAGAUCCGUGAGUUGCAGUCUCAGAUCUCAGACACGUCUGUGGUGUUGUCCAUGGACAACAGCCGUUCCCUGGACAUGGACGGCAUCAUCGCUGAAGUUCGUGCCCAGUAUGAGGAGAUCGCCAACCGCAGCCGGGCUGAGGCUGAAACCAUGUACCAGAUUAAGUAUGAGGAAUUGCAGACCCUGGCUGGGAAGCACGGGGAUGAUCUGCGCCGCACGAAGACGGAGAUCUCCGAGAUGAACCGCAACAUCAGCCGCCUGCAGGCGGAGAUUGAAGCCCUCAAAGGCCAGAGGGCAACCCUGGAAGCAGCCAUUGCUGAUGCCGAGCAGCGCGGGGAGAUGGCCAUUAAGGAUGCCCAGGACAAACUGUCUGAGCUGGAGGCUGCCCUGCAACGAGCCAAGCAGGACAUGGCCAGGCAGCUGCGCGAGUACCAGGAACUCAUGAACGUCAAGCUGGCUCUGGACAUCGAGAUCGCCACUUACCGCAAGCUUCUGGAGGGCGAGGAGAGCAGGCUGGAGUCUGGGAUGCAGAACAUGAGUAUCCAUACGAAGACCACCAGUGGCUACUCAGGAGGACUGAGCUCAUCCUAUGGAGGACUCACUAGCCCUGGCUUCAGCUAUGGAGUGAGCUCCUUCCAGCCCGGCUUCGGUUCUGUUGGGGGAUCCAGCACUUUUAGCCGCACCAAGGCUGUGGUCGUGAAGAAGAUUGAAACCCGAGAUGGGAAGCUGGUGUCCGAGUCUUCUGAUGUUGUGUCCAAGUGAAUGGCCACUGAAGUCGUUGCCAGCCUGAGCUCCUGCAGCUGCUCAGGGCUCAUGGGGAGACAGCUGUAUGGCGUCCCUGUAUAGAGUACAGGGAACUAGAGACCCGCCCUAGGGUCAGCCCUAACCCUAUGGCCAACCUUGGGAGGAAUUUUGUAUCUGGGAUAUCCCAAUGGCCCCUGCCUCCCACCCAAACCCAAUUCAAUUGUAUUUUUCAAAAUAAAGCCUCAGGUGGUUCUAUCAACUAA